CCAGCUUGGUUCACUUCCCACAAAAUUGAUCGUUUUGUUUUUGUUUUUGCUACUUGGUCCUAGAUCCGGGCCAACGUAGCAUGUGAGAAAGGAGGCAUAAAUUGAGACUGGUUUGCUUGAAACAUGGCGAGGCUCUCUCUUCUGGCUCUUUUCUUGCUGAGCGGCCUGGUAGCGUUGCAGUCCGCCACAGUGCUGGCUGAUUCCACUGACGAUGAUGAAUUCGUUGAAAUUAUGCCUAAAAGCACACACGUCGAGGAUGACGACGAUGAGUACCAGGAUGUAGUGCCCGUGGUUGUAGAAGAGGAGGAUGAACCUGAACCUGAAUCUAGAGAUAUAACCAGUAGGCGAGAGUCUGAUGAUGAUGAAGACGAGGAGCUGGAACCAGCUGUUGUUGAGAAACCUGCUGAGAAUGAAAAUAUCAUGGACACUGAAGCGAAAAAGCCAGCUUCAUCCCAACGUUCUUCCAGUGGCAGCCUGGAUGAAGAGGAGUUUGAAGGAUUUGAGGAGUUAACCAAGGAUGCGGAUAGUGUUGAUGAAGAGGAAGUGAAAGAGGAACCGACCACUAAAAAGCCAGCUCUCAACGAGGCACACGUUCCUCGCCAUGUACUCAGCUCACUCAGGGCUAACUGGGAUCAGUUUAUCAUUGAAAUGAUCAUGCUGGUAGCUGUGCUCGCGUACGGUGGAAACUUCUUGCUGGGCAAGUCGAAAAAUGCGUCUAUCGCCUAUGCCUGGUUUGAGGCUCAUCAGGAAGUGCUUACAAAUAACUUCUCGGUGGUGGGCGAUGAUGGCGAAGGCACUGCCCCGAGCCGGAACAUUGUGAUACGCGAGGCCGAGAACGUCUUCCUCGUCCACUGCACGGGCCGCGCCAACUGCGACUCCUUGCUGGUUGAGUUGCAGCUGCUGAAGCGGCAGGAUCUCGUGCAGCUGCUUUCGCAGACCAUUCGUCCCAAGUCUGAUGCGGUGCAGAUUACGGUCAGUCUCAGCGCCGAAGACAUGGAUCCGUUCGUGUUUGCUGUUGCACCGAAGCGCAAUAUCAGCCGCUUGAUGAAAGAGCACCGCGACCUUGGCUUGCUGAGUCCCGAGAAACGUCGCUGUGACCAGUACGGAGUGCCAGCAACGUUUACUGUUGUUUCCGAGACGACUGAAGUGCUACCGACGAUCUUGACGACUUCAUUUGUAGCCACGCUAAAGAAAUACGAGGAGCUAAUUGACUAUAUUCACUUCUCUGAUCAAUUUGUUCCUAAUGUGGAUCAAGAUGAAGCCUCAAAGGACGACAAGGCUGCACAGGCUGCAGCGGCUGAAGCACUAAAAUCAGCACAGCGCGUGCUUAUCUUCAGAUUCAAUCUUCCGGCUCAUUUACGAUUCACCACUCGCAAGCAACUGGAUAAGCUGGUGCCUCUGAUGCGUAUGGUGCUGCAUUCGAUUGAUCGUGUCAAGAAAUGCCGCUUGAGUCGCGAGGCCAAAGAGCAUGCUGUGAAGAACAGAUCGAAAAUGUCGGAAGAAGUUUCCAAACUAACUCAUCAGCAGCGCCAAGAGCGUGCACAAGAAAGACGUGAAGACAAGUUGCGUAAGGAGAAGGAGCGCUACAUGACAAUGGAGGAUCCGGAGAAGGCGCGCAAGCUCCAAGAAAAAGUCCUCCAGCGGGAGAACAAGAAGAAGAAUCCUAAAAUGAAGACCGCAAUCCUGCGCCGUGGCUAGAACGCUUUUCUGAGAUGCUGGCCAAUUGCUCUGGUCUGUAUUUUCUCCUACUGGCUGUGUAUCAUCAGCUGAUUACAAUCAUGUGACUGACCUUGGUGUUUGCACAAUCACAUGUGCAGCUGGGCCAUGCUAGGUCACUCUACAACAAUUUCCGAAUGCCACCUGAUCUGGCAGUAGACAAUUCAUUCAAAUUUAUUUUUUCGGGCUUCAGCGGGCCCCACUGAGAGGUGUCCUAAGCCUAGCUAGCCACACUCCACGCUGCAAUUCCUUCAUGAAACCAUAGACCAUAGCCAACCAUAACACUGUUUUGCUUUUUAUUACGACGUUCUGUUAUUUUUUACGCGUUAAAACGAUCGCUAGUUGUUGAGGUCGCUGUAACCUUAGCUACUGUAUGCUCGCCACAGAGUACUUGGUGCAGCUUGCAAGACAGUCAUUAUACUGUAUUACUGAUUGAUGAUUACAAACCAGCAUACACACGUAAAUGUGCAAUCAAUCUGUCUGGCUUAUUGCGAUUGUAUGACAUUGAUUGUUUACAUGUUCAAAGUGAAAGCUUUCACAGGAGCGGAUUA
Molecule: messenger RNA, 2267 nt
Organism: Sycon ciliatum
Lineage: Eukaryota; Metazoa; Porifera; Calcarea; Leucosolenida; Sycettidae
Product: PAT complex subunit CCDC47-like
Exons: 3
Coding region: 124-1698 (524 amino acids)
Biological process (GO): endoplasmic reticulum calcium ion homeostasis
Cellular component (GO): endoplasmic reticulum
Molecular function (GO): calcium ion binding
Source: RefSeq, a predicted model, not a curated record